This is a messenger RNA of Neurospora tetrasperma FGSC 2508, 3864 nucleotides long. RefSeq lists its product as uncharacterized. Bases 83 to 3820 code for a protein of 1245 amino acids. Gene Ontology annotation, molecular function: ATP binding; protein kinase activity. Gene Ontology annotation, biological process: protein phosphorylation. The record is from RefSeq and is a predicted model, not a curated record. The transcript is spliced from 2 exons. NCBI's taxonomy places the organism in Eukaryota, Fungi, Ascomycota, Sordariomycetes, Sordariales, Sordariaceae.
CCUUUCUUACCGCUCGCCAGCAUGAAGGUGACCCCAAGCUACUGCGACUCCCGACCUGGACCGAUCCCUCAUCACCACAAUCAUGGAGCCUCAACAACCACAACAACCUUCGAUGUCGUCGUCCUCCCAGACGCCGACUCAACACCAUCCGCGGCCCCUCCACCCCUUCCUUCCUCCAAUGGCCUCGCAAAUACCGCACCGGACCGCCAAUAGCACUCCGGUCUCCUCGCCUGGCCUUUUCAGUCCGAGCAUCCCCCGUUCAAACAUGUCGCUCUCCGGCCAACCAUCGUCCGAGAACACCACUCCGGCGCCGACCCUGCACAGCCCUUAUCUUCACCCGCUCCAGAGCCACAAGGUUCGCGAAACCCACAAAGCCAACGUCGAGCACGAUUACACGACCGGGCGCAAGGCCAUCAAUCAGUAUGAAAUCAUCGAAGAGCUUGGACGUGGCAUGCAUGGCAAGGUCAAACUGGCACGCAACACCCAGACCGGCGACAAUGUGGCCAUCAAGAUUAUUCCCAGGUUCUCCAAGAAGAGACGGCUCGGAAAGGUUACCGCCAUGUCGACGCAGGACAAGAGCAAGCGCGAGAUCGCCAUCCUCAAGAAGAUCCGUCAUCCCAACGUUGUCGCCCUCCUCGAAAUCAUCGACGACCCCGAGCUCAAGAAAAUCUACAUGGUGCUGGAACACGUGGAGCUGGGCGAGGUUGUCUGGAGAAAGAAGGGUCUCCCUCACAUCUGCGCUUAUGAACGCCGACGCCAGGAGAGAGAACAGCUGGGAGCCUUGCCGGAUGCAAGAGAGGAGGAGUACCUGCGCUUCAUGGAAAAACGCCAAGCGGAGAAGGAAGCUAAGCGGGCGCAUGUGGCGCGACAGGCUCACCCCAACAACGCCGAGUUCUGGAGUCUCGAGUUUGGUGCCGCCGAUGAUGAUGAUCUUGAUUUCCAUGCUAGGUCCCUGGGCAGAGACUCGUCCAUCCCGUCCUUUGCCGGCGACUGGCUUGGCCUUUCAUCCAGAGUGACCUCCCGCGCGCCCUCCCGGACACAGUCGAUGAAGUCUAUCUCCCGCUCCAACACCCCCCAGCCUUCCGAGCCCGACCAUGCCUCGAUUGCGUCGGUUGUUCCUGAGGUGGACGAAGACGAGAUGGAGACGCCCCAUGGACACUCACACAUCAACCAGGAUUCGGCGGUUGAGGACUCGCUGUUCGCCCCCCGCGAGAAUGAACCCAGCCUCCGCAAGAGGUCUCCCAGCAUGGCCGACUCCAUCCUGUCUCACAUGUCGUCGGUUGACUACAACAGAGUGCACGACCCUUUCGUUGACGAUUACUCGUAUGUACCCUGCUUCACAAUCGACAAGGCCAGGUCGGCCUUCCGCGACACCGUCCUCGGUCUUGAGUACCUCCAUUAUGAAGGCGUUGUCCACCGUGACAUCAAGCCUGCCAACCUGCUUUGCACCAAGGAUCACCGAGUCAAGAUCUCCGACUUCGGCGUCUCCUACUUUGGACGGCCCCUCCGCGAUGGUGAGCCCGAUGAGCCUGUUUCCGAGUCGGAAGCCCGCGACUUCGAUAACGACCUUGAACUGGCCAAGACGGUCGGCACCCCUGCUUUCUUUGCUCCCGAGCUCUGUUACACCGACACCUACGAUGACCGACCUGGCCAGCAGCCCAAGAUCACCGAGCAGAUUGAUGUGUGGUCUCUAGGCGUUACCCUUUACUGCUUGAUCUUUGCCCGCAUCCCCUUCCUGGCGGAGGACGAGUGGCGCAUGUUCAAGAAGAUUGCUACCGAAGACAUCUACAUUCCGAGACAGCGCCUCCGCCCCGUCGAUCCUUCCACCAAACCCGACGAAAAGUCCCUGUACACGCGAGUUAACCGCGAUCCGUAUCGUAACGAUGACGAGCCCUUAUACGAAGAGAUUGAUAACGACCUCUACGACCUGCUCAGCAAGAUGUUGACCAAGAACCCCGAGAAGCGGAUCCGCCUGCGUGAUGUCAAGAGACAUCCAUGGGUCCUUAAGGACAUUGAUAAUGUCAUAGCCUGGCUGGAUGAUACCGAUCCGUCUCGACGCACGGCAGGUAGGAGAAUCCAAGUCGACGAACGCGAUAUUACUCAAGCCGUUGUGCCCCUUACAUUUGUCGAGCGGGCCAAGUUGGCUUUCAAGAAGACGGUGACCAAGUUCACGCACAGGGGAGAUCGCUCAGAGAGCGUGUCUUCACGCAAACGUGCCACGAGCAGCGCUGCCAGCUCAUCGGCGGAAAGCCCCGCCGUCGGCAUACCCACCCCUGGAGUGCGUGACGGGCGGCGCAAAAGCUUACGCCCCGACGAUUAUUUUUCCAACCUUUCGCAAUACUCGACAGGGUCGCACCCGUUGACUCAGAGUGUCACUGCGAGCCCAUCACACUCGCCACUUGGAGGCUCCCCGGCUUCAGCCGUGCCAGAGCCCUCGACCUCGGCCGUCAGCAAACACUCGACCACACGUCAACUACGCGAGUUUUUUAAUCGAGAACGAGACGAGUUGCCCGAUCGCACUUCCAUGAAACUACGAGACCGUGGCCACGCCCGAUCCGCUACCAACACUUUUUUAAGCCUUACCCCCACGACAGGCUUUGUACCGAACCACUGUCAAACCGUACCACCUACUCCUCUCUAUGGCAUCGCACCCGAAGACCCCUGCAACGCUCUCAGGAAGACCCGGGACAUGAAGCCUCCCGCUGAUGAUACCAGCCGAGCACGUUCCGUUGAUCGGGGGUUUUUUGCUAGUGACGACAAACGGGCUGGACCUAGGGUCGCUCUUAGCACUGCUGUUGCACCCGGCAAUGUUCAGAUGCCUCAAAGACCACGUAUCACGCAUUCGAUUGACCUUGCAAAGGUCUCGGAGCAGUCGGAGGAGCAGAGCCUGCCGCCCCCUACGCCCGGUACCAGCAACUUCCACCAUCACCACCACCAAUCUGAAAGCCACAUUGUCGACCGACAACGUCCGAUGGUUGAACUCGAUGAACGUCCACAGACAGCACACCGGAUCGAAGACUUCAUCAGUGCGGCUCUGAAUAAACAGCUUCCCCUAGCGCAAGAUCCCGACAAUCACACCUUAAGAGGAAACCACGAGUAUUAUGCCGCCGAACCCGCAUCUGUUCCGUGCCCUCCUUCGCCCGGAGAUAACAUGUUCAGCAGGGCACAAUCUCGCCAAGGCACGAUCGUCUGGUCUAGCACUACAUCCAUGGGAGCUUUGACCUCCCCGCUAACGAGUCCUAGCGAGGCAGCGAGCCCGCGGUAUAGCUCCAAGCAGAGUCUAACGAAAGACGCUGUGGAGCAGAUCCUAGCCUUCCAGUCUGACCCUUCUCUUCCAGCUCUGCUCAGCAGCACCAGCUCUGUGUCCGCGGACCCAGAAGGCGAGUUCCUCGGCAACCCAGGAGUGGUCUGUCGGUCAUCGUUGAUCGACACAACUGACUCUCUUACACCUCCAGCUUUCUCAAAGGAGCCUGUGGCUGGUUUCCCGCUUGAAGAGCAGCAGGAGCAGGUUACACCAACGGCUGUGCCCGUUUGUGUGGCUGAUAACAAGCCGGCCGUUAAGCACAACCCCAUGUCUCAUGUGCGGGCAAAGAGUCAAUACUAUCGCAGUCACCAUGACGAUGACGACAGCGAUAGUGAUGAAGGGCUGGUCAUGGCUAGGCGCAAGAAGAGCCCAACAAUCUCUUCUCCUUCACCUGCAUUGACUUCCAGGGAGCCCAUUUCCAUGGGAAGAUUGGUCAAUGGCACGAGGCGUCGGGACACCAAUGCUAGCGUGGGAAGCACAGAUACUGCCAAGAAGCUCGUUGUGGAGAGCGACUGAGCUUUGUUACUUUAGUGCAGCUGUGCCAGAAUGCAGUGGUUUAU